UGGAAGGAAGCUAAACUCAACAGCACUGACAUUUGAGGAAGGAGGCUGCUGCUGGCUGGAGAGGAGCUACGCAAAAAAAAAAAAACAAGGCUCGGAUUGCUCUGCGAACCCAAAAACACCAGGGUGAAGUGAUGACGGCCUGUCGGAUCCACUAACAGACUAACAUCUGACCAGAGAACCCAACCAGCAACAAACCCAACAGACAGUGCACUGCUUCAUUGCCAUGGAGGCUCGAGGACUGUAUGACUUCAACGGCACGGCGGAGGACGAGCUGAGCUUUCGGAAAGGAGACACACUGAAGAUCCUGGGCAGUCAGGAUGACUGGUUUAAGGCUGAAAUGCACGGCCACGAGGGCUUCGUACCUAAAAACUAUGUGGAGAGAGCGGUGCCAAGCUGGUUCCAGGAGAACACCGGCCGCACCUCCGCUGAGGAGACGCUGAUAUCUAGAGAGGUCGGAGCGUUUCUGAUCCGCGGCUGCCAGAGUUCACGAGAAGGCUUCUCCAUAUCUGUCAGGCAUGAUUCUGACGUGCAGCAUUUUAAAGUCAUGAAGGACAACAAGGGUCAUUAUUACCUGUGGUCAGAGAAGUUCACCUCCCUGAACAAACUGGUCGACUACUACAAGACCACCUCUAUUUCUAAGCAGCGGGAGAUCUACCUGCGGGACGGGAGCAGAGACGAGCCCAGACCAUCAGUGCCUCAGCCGGUAAAAAGAGGCAGUCUACCUGAAGACAGAUCCCAUGGUGGGGGCUAUGGAGGCCCUCCUCCCUCCUCAGGAGGACCCUACAGAUCUACAGCUCCAGCUCACAGUCAGCAGACUAAGCGAGGCAGUCUGGAAGAGAAGCAAGGCAGGAACAGCCCAGUCACCAACCCUACCGGCCCCAGACGAACUUCAGAUACCAUGCCUGCACCGAGAUCAACCGUACAGGUGAAAGCGAUGUACGACUUCAUAGCAGAGGAAGAAGAUGAGCUGGGCUUUAACGCUGGAGAUAUCAUCGAAGUCAUUGACCGCUCAGAUGCGUCGUGGUGGAAGGGCCGGUUGCAAGGCAGGACUGGGCUCUUCCCUGCCAACUACACGGCCCCAAUCUGACCCCUGACCCCCGACCCCCGGCAGGACCGGUCAGCUCCAUCACACCUGCCUGACCAAACAGAAACUUGAGAAUGAAUGGAUUCUUCUCCAAUAUGAAGACUGAUUCACUUUUACAAAGUUGGACAACUUUAUCUUCAUCUUCACUGGUUAUACAUAUGUGGACAAAAUAACAGAAACAUCUCUUCAUAUGGAUCCAUAUGUUAUUUAAUAUACACUUUGAUCAAGUCAAAGGUACGAUUGGGCCUUUUUUUAUUCUGUAUUUUUUUUUUUUAAACCAUGGCCUGUUAUAUUACCAUUUAUUAUUGAUUUAUGCCACAAUAUUAAGCCUGCAUCACUAUAGGCUGCAUGAGACCUUCAUUCACCUUUAUUCACAUUACAGUAUGAAAAUGUACUCAUUUUUAAUACUUUUUCCAGUUUAUUAAAACAAAGUGAUACUUUUCAAUUUAUAGUCUAUUAAAUAUUACAUAAAAUAUUUUUUGAACUUA
Molecule: messenger RNA, 1572 nt
Organism: Astyanax mexicanus (Mexican tetra)
Lineage: Eukaryota; Metazoa; Chordata; Actinopteri; Characiformes; Acestrorhamphidae
Gene: grap2a
Product: GRB2 related adaptor protein 2a
Exons: 9
Coding region: 224-1087 (287 amino acids)
Molecular function (GO): protein binding
Source: RefSeq, a predicted model, not a curated record